GCUAGCCCGUGGGCAGGUUCAUUUGGCUGUUUUCCAGAAGGGUUGAGUCCGUCGAGUCCACUAUCCAGCACAGCGAGCGGCGGAGGUGGGUGACAGAGGGGAGGGGGGAAAGAAAAAGAACAAGAAAGAGCAAGAAAAGCUGGAGAGCGACGGAAAAAAAUAAUUAGGAACUCUUUUUGAGGUUGUCAAGAACAAGUGCCCCACCGGUAUCUGUCGUCUCGACUGGACUUAAAAGGAUUCUUAACUGUACCUCUGUGUGUUUGUUUUCCCGGGAAAACUUGCACGGGGCAUUUAAACGGCAGGAUGUUGGGAUAAAAGACAAAGGCUGCCGAGCCGGUGCGGACACGCUUCGUGGUGCAUGGAGGACGCGCUGCGCUGAAACUCGACGACACGCUGCCAGGUCUGCAGAUCCUUCUCUUGACUGCAGCUGGAUGGGAAGAAUGGAGAUGGAGGAACAGUGGUGGACGGGCAGACUUGCCUCCGACAUCCACCAGGCUCUCCGCCUUAAGGAGCUGAAGCUGCCAUCCUUCAAGGCCCAGUCACCACAAAUUGGUAUGCGGCGGUACUUUGCAGACCUCCUGGCCAUCCUCAGCAACCGCUACCAGUUGUGUCCCACUGCACGCCACCUGGCAGUCUACCUGCUUGACCUCUUCAUGGACCAUUAUGAUGUAGCAGUGAAGCAGUUGUACGUGAUUGCCCUUUCCUGUCUACUUUUGGCCAGUAAAUUUGAGGAGAAGGAAGACCGUGUACCCAAGCUGGAGCAGCUCAAUAACCUGGGCUUCAUGUGUAGCCUUAACUUGGUUCUGAACCGGCAGGACCUGAUCAAGAUGGAGGUUCUGCUCCUAGAGACGUUCAACUGGAACCUAUGCAUGCCCACUGCGGCCCACUUCAUUGACUACUACCUCUAUGCCGCCGUCCAAGAGAGUGAUCUGCACAAUGGCUGGCCUCUGCCCUCCCUCACCAAGACCAAAGCUUUCAUGGAGAAAUAUAGCCAUUAUUUUCUGGAAGUUUCUCUUCAAGAUCAUGCCUUCCUCACUUUUCGUCCUUCUCAGGUAGCUGCUGCAUGUGUAGCAGCCUCACGAAUCUGCCUCCAGAUCUCUCCCAGCUGGACAACACAGUUGCAUCUUCUGACAGGUUACACGUGGGACCACCUCACCCCCUGCAUUGAGCUCAUGCUAAUUGCCCACGAUAAUGAUGUCAAAGAAGCCAACAAGAGCAAAAGUCAGCUGCCUCAGAGUAUCCAGCAGUCAACUGUGCCUGUCCGACACCACCAGCCUUCUGCAGCUGCCCAGCAGCUGGUCUUUCAGCCAGCCUCCUACGCACACCUGACGCCCACCUCCACUCCAGUCUCCCAGCUGCACACUAUUGCAGAGACUCGGCCGCUGGCAUCCGUAACCCCUCAAGACUACUUACAGCCACAGCGUCCGGGUCUUCUGCCAGCUGGCUCGGGGGCCUCCAGCUGCACCUUUCACCCCUACCCAGGCCUACAGAGCAGUCUGCAGCCCGCCGUCCGUACCUUGCCCAUCCAGGGCGCCAUCCCCGUGCAGGUGUCCAUAGCCACAGAGCCUCGCCAUUGUCUGCCUGUGGCAUAUGGCAGCACGUACAUUGGUGGGCAGCAUGCGUUUGCCACAGGCUGCUUUGACAGGUGACAAGUUUUGAAACCAAGAACUCCAGAUGGGGGCGGGGGGUCCAGCAGAAUCUGCAGAGGGUUGCUUUGAAUUUAAAAUUUAUAUUAAAAAGCUAUAAAGCCAUAUUUCCUCAUUUUGAGGUUUAACAAAAGAAAAACAAAACAGAAGAAUGAAGAAAAAAAACUAAAGUUGUGUACAAGGCAGCCAAUCUGAACUGAGAACUGAGCCUGCUGCCUAUGUGGAGGGACUGGACCACCCGAGCGGCCAAGUCUUCACAUGCUGGCGUCACUUGGUCCUCUGUUGGCCAGUUAGGCUCAUUUACUGGACAGCGCAGGUCAUCACGUCUGUCAUUUGUGUCACUGCUGUCCCAGGCUGCCAUGUGAGGACCUCAGGGGGGAACUCAAGUGGUGUGAGAAGGGAUCCAUCCCAGAAGCCCCUUCCUUGAAGCGUAUCUCGUGCACUGCAUUUAGACCCUUCAGUUUUAUAUGCUGCAAAUAUUUAUGUUUCUAUUUAAAAAAAAAAAAAAGAAUAAGAAAUACCUCAAGAAAAUGGAUCUUGAACAGACGACUACGCUCGGCCACGAGUCCCGCCUGCUUUACUUGUGACUUCUAUUUAUUCUCGAUGAUGGAUCAUGUGAGCAGCCACUGAGAAGGCCCACCUGAGCACCGUCUGCAGCGGCCGCCUGUUCUUUUCUUUUCUUUUGCCGUGCAGUGCAUUUAUGAAAUAUCGGAGAUGUCAGGUAGGGUUUGUCCGACUCCUCUCCCCCCCAAAUUGAAGAUGAUGAUGAUGAUGAUGAAUCCUUCAAGCUGCUGCCUUAUAAGACUGAACCUUCUCCCUUUUCUGUGAUGAUUUUUUUUUUUUUUUGCGUUCUUCCUGAUAUUGUUUACAAUGACUGAUGCAUCAGGGAUUUAACGAUUACUUGAAGAUCUCGUUUUCCACAACUUCCUUUUUUAAUUUAAUGUCCGUUUGUGUCUUCUGAUGGGUCACAUGACCCGUGUUGUGCAGGGUGUUUAAACAGCAGUGCCUCUUGGGGGAUGUGGGGGGGCCAAGGGACGCCUUGGGGGGUGUCACUGCCUGAGUCAUCCCGAGUGUCCUCUGCUGCCCCCUUGUGGUAGGAUGACCCAAACCAGUGGGGGUCAUGGCGGCCAUUGCUCUUCGGUUGUAUUUAAUUUAGCUUGAGGCUCACAGAGGCAACUUUUUAACUGUGUUUUGUUUUAUUCUGGGGGUCCUGGGUUUGUCUGUAUGAUUUUUUUUUUUGUUUUUUGUGAGGGGUGUGUUUUUUCUGUCCCAGCACAUUGAAGCAGUAACUCUGAGCUCCCAGUCCAGUCCAGUCCAGUCCAGUCCAGUCCCCCUGUACAGGAGCAGCUGUGCAAUAAGCCUUCCCAUCCAGUGUCGCUCUUCCCAUCAGUCCUCUUUAAAUUGGUUUCAUUUCUGAGGUCAAGUAUUGUGAAGGAUCUUCAAAGAUGCAGUUGUGUCUCUUAAGUUUUAUGAUGCGUAUUCGUUUUCUCGAAGCCAUUUUGGACAGCUAUUUUAGUUUUGUUUUGGUAAUUUAUUGUCAUUUUGGAAGAAUGAAUUCCGACUGGGAAUGGCGACUUGUUUGGAGACGUUCUUGAUGGUGCACUGUAUAUUUAUUGACCUGUUGCUGUGACUCACAGACAUGGACUGCUGAGGGUGGUCUUGUGUGCACAAUGUGGCAUUUCAGGUAAGUACACAGACCACCCACAGCCACGAGGGGGGGGCAGGAGGGCGCAGACCACUGGGACGUGUGGUGUGGGAAUUGGGGAGGCGACCCCAGAGCUGUCGGGCAGACGUCGAGCCGCUCGCUCUAAGCUGGCCGCUGACACUACAGAGGGAGUGGUGACACCCGUUGGCGUCCUCGUCGGCGUCCUCGUCGGCGUCUUCACUGCUGCUGACUGACCUCCUUUUUUAUUUUAUUUUAUUCUUUUUUUUUUGUUUUACCUCCAUUGUGGUGUUCAUUUUGAAGCCAUGCUUGGCUGCAGGAACUCUUGUGUGUCUCUUUGUUUUUAAUGUACAGGGCACUUGCCUUCACCACACCGUAGACAUUUUGUUUUCUUCAGUAUUUCUUUUAUACAUUAAAUUUUUUAAAUAA
Molecule: messenger RNA, 3738 nt
Organism: Polypterus senegalus (gray bichir)
Lineage: Eukaryota; Metazoa; Chordata; Cladistia; Polypteriformes; Polypteridae
Gene: ccnjl
Product: cyclin J-like
Exons: 6
Coding region: 432-1649 (405 amino acids)
Biological process (GO): mitotic cell cycle phase transition; regulation of cyclin-dependent protein serine/threonine kinase activity
Cellular component (GO): cyclin-dependent protein kinase holoenzyme complex; cytoplasm; nucleus
Molecular function (GO): cyclin-dependent protein serine/threonine kinase regulator activity
Source: RefSeq, a predicted model, not a curated record